Molecule: messenger RNA, 1612 nt
Organism: Daphnia carinata
Lineage: Eukaryota; Metazoa; Arthropoda; Branchiopoda; Diplostraca; Daphniidae
Product: poly(U)-binding-splicing factor PUF60-like
Exons: 10
Coding region: 109-810 (233 amino acids)
Biological process (GO): regulation of alternative mRNA splicing, via spliceosome; alternative mRNA splicing, via spliceosome; mRNA splice site recognition
Cellular component (GO): catalytic step 2 spliceosome; precatalytic spliceosome
Molecular function (GO): RNA binding
Source: RefSeq, a predicted model, not a curated record
CGGUGUCGUUAGUCGAUAGUCGUGACAACAAUAUAGGUGUUUUUACAAGUCUUCUUCAGUUAUAAAUAUAUUCUUCGUUUGUCCUUAGCUAAAACAUCAGACCUGAAAAUGCCUCAUAAACACAAAAAGGCUAAAUUGGAUUUAGGCGCCAAGCAAUCGCAAUCUGCUCCAGAUAGUGAAGUUAAAACCACUCCAGAGCUUCAAGAGGUCACUGAGACACAAAUCCGAAUCCCACACGAUGAGGGCCUCCCAGUCCAGGCUAUUUUUAGAAGGUUGCAUGUUAGUGGAUUCAAAGGUAUAUCGAGUGAAAAAGAAAUUCGGCAGAUUUUUCGUCCAUUUGGCCAUAUUGAAACAAUUGAUCUGCUGUUCAAUCGAUUUGCCUACGUUCAGUUUGAACUCGUUGAUGCCGCGCAACUGGCUAUGAAACAGUUGAAUGGCAUAGUGGCUGAAGUAGGAAAACUAGCGGUGCAGUGGGCACACAAUGAUGUACAUUUAGAGCCAGCUCUUAAUCGGAUGAUCCAAGCAUCGAAGCAGUGGAAUGGUAUUUACAUCGCCUCAGUGGAUCCUGAUAAAACAGAAGCAGAUUUACGAAGUGUUUUUGUUGCAUUUGGCACGAUUAGAUUCUGUCAGUUAUAUCGGGGUUCCAAUCCAGAGAAUGUCGAGGGAUACGCUUUCGUAGAAUAUAAUUCCAGCAACUCAGCGCAUGAUGCCAUCGCCGCAAUGAACAAUGCAAUAUUUGGAAAAUUCAACCUGCGAAUCGGUCAUGCCAUAACCCGUCCAUAUGCACCUAAGGUAAAAAUAUAUUUUUAGGGAACAACAUUCACCUAAGGCAUACAUGCUAUUUGGGUUUCGUCUUCUGAGAUGCCAGUACUGUUUCAUGCGGCAUUGGCAGAUGAUGCCAUGGCGGCAGCUGAGGGGCUUGACCUGUCACCAAUAGAAAUUCUUUCACAAAAUGCUGUUCGUAAAAAUUUCCCUGAACUUAAAACCAGGUACCAAACAUUCUGUCGCUGUGGCUCGAGGAUCAGCGGCUGUUGUUUCCGUUAAGUUACCUGUAAAGAGAAGAAGGCUUCGCACUCGGGAGGGACAUUUCCUGUUUUUUAAGAAUAUGUCGAUUGAAAUGACGAAGCCGACAUAGCAUGCAUAACAUGCAAGCAUCGAAAUAUUACGAUACUGGUAAAACGUGACUGCAACGCACUUAGCCAUUCUACGUUUCUAGCGAUUUAUUGGAAAUUUCAAGUCUCCAGUCAGUCAUUCAGUAAUAUGAUCUAUAGAACAUGAGGCAUUGACAAAGCAGAGGACAAUUGAUGUGGCCGGGAACGAUAAUCAAUCUGUUUGGUGCAGCAAGGCAUUUUCAUCGUAAAGGGUUGUGUCACCUCGUCAUCAUUACUAUGACGAUGCACGGAACUUUACUGUAUUAUGAACAACCUCGUCGUUUUCACCGUUGCUAAGGACUCGAGUACGAUUUGCAAACACCGUUGGAUGAAGCCAGGAAAAGGUUUAAUGAUAGUUUUAGGAUGGCCCUCUAGCGGCAAGCCACCUGCGAUGUCUUCUACUAAGCCGAGAGCUAUUCCUGCUUCUAUUGUAAGGAAAGUAAAAACAAUGAAAAUGGUUG